Molecule: messenger RNA, 1688 nt
Organism: Colossoma macropomum (tambaqui)
Lineage: Eukaryota; Metazoa; Chordata; Actinopteri; Characiformes; Serrasalmidae
Product: histamine N-methyltransferase-like
Exons: 7
Coding region: 279-1157 (292 amino acids)
Molecular function (GO): N-methyltransferase activity
Source: RefSeq, a predicted model, not a curated record
UAAACGAUGUUUUGUGUUGUGAAUGUAUCAGUGAGGAACGCUGUUCGUCUGUCCUCUCCGGAUCAGAGCAGCAUGGCGAGUCUCAGCGCCUGGAGCUCAGCGUAAACUCGCUCUCUCCUCUCCUCCUUUCUCCUCCUCUCCUCUCCUCUCCUCUCCUCUCCUCUCCUCUCCUCUCCGCUCCUCUGCUCUGCUGAACGGCUGAGAAACGGUCUGCGCUGUUACAGCAGACAGAGGAUCUCAGCCUGUCUGAUACACAGAGCCGGACUGACCGAGUAGUGAUGGCAGCUCCUCUCAGAAGUCUGGUGGAGGAUUAUUCCAGAUACCUCCAGUGUUUCCAGCUGUUCCUGGAGCGCUCCUCUGAACACCAGUGCAUGAGAGAUUUCAUCCAUGCCACGCUUCCAGACAUACUGGCCAGCAUCGGAUCUGGACAAAGCACUCUGAAUGUGAUGGGAGUCGGAAGUGGAGCAGGGGAGAUUGACCUGGAAAUGCUCGGGCAGCUGCGCUUAAAGCAUCCAGAGGCCAAAGUGGACAAUGAGGUGGUGGAGCCCAGCGGUGACAUGCUUUACAAAUAUAAAGUUUUAGUAUCGAAGACACCAGACCUCGAUCACAUCACCUUCAGGUGGAAUAAGAUGACCGCAUCGGAGUUCGAGAAGGACUGGAAAGAGAGAAGCCCAGAGAAAAGAAUGGACUUCAUUCACAUGAUUCAGAUGCUGUACUAUGUGAAGGAUCCAGAGGCCACAGUGACAUUUUUUCGAGGUUUACUGCACAAGAAUGGCAAACUGCUCAUCAUACUGGUCUCAGGAGAGAGCGGGUGGGGCCGGCUGUGGAGAACCUUCCGGGCUGAGCUGUGCAAAACCGACAUCAGCCAGUGCGUCACGACCGGAGACGUCAAGAGCUUCCUGGACGCCAAAGGGAUCCCGUACCAGAAGCACACGAUGCCGUCCCAGAUGGACAUCACGGAGUGCUUCACACCAGGGGACGAGAAAGGAGAGCUGCUGCUGGACUUCCUGACCGAGGUGAUGGACUUCAGUAAGAGCGCGUCCCCGGAGCUGAGGGCAGGCGUGCUGGAGCUGCUCAGACAUCCAGACUGCAGCAAGGAGGUGGAUGGCAGGGUUAUAUUCAAUAAUAACCUGGAGGCUGUAGUGCUCGACCCCUAGACCUGAAGCUUAGAUACAUUGUGUAGAGGGGAUUAAAGGUGCACUUAGAUAAGCAGUAAGAUUAUAAUAGGAUUUUUACUUUGAACUUAGCUGUUUGGGUAAAUCUGUUAAUUUAAAUCCAUUGCCUUUGCAUUGGAUUUCAGAAAUUAACAUGCACAGAGUUCAGGAUGAGCGAAUCAGCACAGAUCAUUAACAUCAACACAUCACUCUUGUCAGAUCAAAACCUUGUAUCUCCAAAAUAAGAACUUUACUUUUAAUGUAAGUCAAUGGAACCAGAAUUUCCAAGUCAUUUUAGGCUGUUUCUUUUGGUCCAUUCAUCAUGAAAUUUACACACAAUAUAAAGAGCAACAGGAAUUUUCAAAUUAUGUCAAAAAUGACAAAAACGGAGAUGAGGUUUUGUUUUGACAGCCACGAUAUGUAAAGUUUAUCUUCUGCAAUCAAUAACAAAGCGACAUUUUGCAAAAUCCUACACAAUUAAAAAAGAUCACUCUUCAAGGGUUCUUUGGAACUUAGAACCAUGAGUUCUAUAUA